Molecule: messenger RNA, 2392 nt
Organism: Chrysemys picta bellii (western painted turtle)
Lineage: Eukaryota; Metazoa; Chordata; Testudines; Emydidae
Product: histone H1.0
Biological process (GO): chromosome condensation; negative regulation of DNA recombination; nucleosome assembly
Cellular component (GO): nucleosome; nucleus
Molecular function (GO): nucleosomal DNA binding; double-stranded DNA binding; structural constituent of chromatin
Source: RefSeq, a predicted model, not a curated record
GAUGCGCCGGCUGCUGCCUGGAGAGCCAGACACAGCGCGGGAGGCGGAGAGGAGGCAGAGCUGAGCCUGCUGGGGGGGACCGAGACCCGCAGACGGCGGGAGGGGCGGCCACUCACAGCCUGACAGACACAGAGGCACAGACCAGGCCCACGAGGGACAGAACCACAGAGAGGCACCUGGGCCCACCACCGCCAGGAGGGGACGCCGGUUGCAAGGGGGCGAACCCGUCUGCCCGUUGCAAGGAGAAACCCUCCGCCCGGUGCCCAUCUCGCAGGCCGGCCUUCCGCACGGCCACUGGGACGAAGCACCGCACGUGGCGAGAGCAUCUGGGGGGCAGCAAGGCGGCUUGAGGACCCUGUGCACAGGGCUCUUCUGAUUCCCUUGGCCCAGAGGGAAAGCAAAAGAUGACGGAGAAUUCCGCCUCAGCCCCUGCCGCCAAGCCCAAACGGGCCAAGGCGGCCAAGAAGUCAACAGAUCACCCCAAGUACUCUGACAUGAUAGUGGCCGCCAUUCAAGCUGAAAAGAGCCGGGCCGGCUCUUCUCGCCAGUCCAUCCAGAAAUAUAUUAAGAGCCACUACAAAGUGGGAGAGAAUGCUGACUCCCAAAUCAAGUUGGCCAUCAAGAGGCUGGUCACCACUGGUGUCCUCAAGCAGACCAAAGGGGUUGGUGCAUCUGGCUCUUUCCGCCUGGCCAAGGGUGAUGAACCGAAGAAGCCACCCCCAGCUAAGAAGGCCAAGAAGGAAGUCAAGAAGGCCACGACGCCCAGGAAAGCAGCUAAACCCAAGAAAGCUGCCACCAAGUCCCCAGCCAAGAAGCCCAAAGCUGCCGCCAAGAAAGCCAAAAAGAAGCCAGCAGCCGCUCCAAAGAAAGCCAAGAAGCCAAAGACUGUCAAGGCCAAGCCAGUGAAGGCAUCGAAGCCUAAAAAGGCAAAGCCAUCGAAACCCAAAGCAAAGUCCAGUGCGAAGAAAUCAGCCAAGAAGAAGUGAAGUGCAAGCCUGGGAUCUUCUUUCUUGGACACUCUUCUUCACCUCUACUUCUGUAAAUAGUUUUCUCCUUUAUUCUCUUCUCUCUUUCUAUUGCAACUUUAUAAAAGACUGGACUAUUAUUUCCCUGAAAUAGUUAAAAUAAUUCAAUUACUAAAAAAAACAACAAUGCAGUGCUGAGACUUGUCUUAUAAGUGUUAUUGGUUGGGUUUUUUUUCUUUGUAAUAUUAGAGCUCUCUAUAUUUUUUAAUGUAUGAAAUACUUAUCUGUGUUUUGGGAGCGGGGGGAAUCCAUGUUGGAUAAAAGGGAAUUGAGUUCCCCAGUCUCCUAACAGCUCCAGGGUAUCAUACAGGUAAAUUGGCUGUGCAUGGAACUUGCCCAUGCCAGAGUAUGGGGACAAAGAUCCCUAAAUGAAGGGGGUCUGAGAAAAAUAAUUAUGCUGGAAGAUCAUGACCACAUGGGAUAAAUUGCUGUAGCAUAAAUUACAUUUUCUUUAACCUCAGUCUGAUGGUUCAGCAUUUCCUAUAUAUAUAUAUACUAAUGACAGGGAGAUCAGCUCAUGAUGCAUGUGGUGUGUCUUCCCCACCCAGUGAGAGGAAUGGACUGGAGUUGGUAAUCUGUCCACCUACUUUGUUCUUUUGGGAGGAGGUUGCCAUUUAACUGAGAGGCUUUAAAUGGGAAUCAGUGGAGAUUUCCUGGUGGGAUUUGCAAAGUGGAUUUUUCCUAAAAAGGAUGGAUUUGCAGAAAAUCGUGGGUGAUGGCAUUGAAGUGGAAACAGAGGGGUGAGAUCUAAUUCCCCCACCCCCUCAAAAGAAAUGAGAGAAAAAAGAGGUUCUGCUUCCAACUGCAUGUGAAGCAUCGUCCUAAUCCCUUCAGAGUCUAAUAUCUUGUGGAUUAAGAGAAGGGGUUAAGAAAACCAUCCCUUCACCACUUACUGUUAUGCUGGGUUCUCUGAGUGCUUUCCAACUCUGCAGCGCCCACUUCCUGAUCCAUAGCUUUGGUAUGUAGCCAUACAUCUACAAUAGAAAGGGCACCCGACCGACAGUUUCUUUGGGUGUAGAUUUUUUUUGAUUGGUUGGGGAGGGGGAGGGAGAAAUGUAACCGAUACUGAAUCUGUCAAAAGAUGCUUUAUGGAACUGGAGCUGUGUACUAUUAUUGCUUCAGAUGGGGGUGGGGGGGGAGUUGGGGAGGGUGGUUGGGAGGGCAGUGGGGAGGGGAUAUUUCCAAUAAAAACAAAAAAGUAUAUUUGGUGGGUUUGCUGUUUAAAACCAAGUGAAAAUCUCAGGAUUGACGCUUGUUCAUUUUAUUUUGUAAGUGUAAUUUGUGCAGGAAAUAAUUUGCUGUCUUUGUAAUUUUAGAGUUUAAAACAACAACAGCAAAUAAAUAGAGGAAGGUUGAAAUUUCCCUCA